CCCGGAACAAAAACGGAGUAGAAAGAAAACGCGAUAGGAUCGCCGAUAGCGGCCGGGCCGGCUAAAGUUGUCGCACUCGCUGCAAUAUCUCCUCCGCAGGGCCGUUCGACGCCACGUCCGUCCGCAGCGAGCAAGAUAUAUACUGCUCUCUGCUAGUUCUACCUAACCGCCGCCGUGUGCUCUCGCGGAUCGAUCGGAUCAACAUGGUUCAGGGGGAGGAUGUAGUUCCUGUGUAUGAAUCGGGCGCAGAGGUCCUGGAGAAGCUGCAGGAGAAAUGGAAGUCCGCGGCGGCACCGUACCCGGCCAUGUACUCGAGCGUGCUGGGCGGCAUCGUGCUGGACCGGGCCAUGAUGUGCAUCCCGAUCGACGACCACAUGGUCCACCGUGGCCACGGCGUCUUCGACACGGCCAUGCUCCUGGACGGCCACCUCUACGAGCUGGACGCGCACCUGGACCGCUUCCUGCGCUCGGCCGCCAAGGCCAGGGUCGGCACCCCGUUCCCGCGCGACGCCCUGCGCUCCAUCCUCGUCCAGAUGACUGCCGCCUCCGGGUGCCGCAAGGGGUCCAUCCGCUACUGGCUCAGCUCCGGGCCGGGAGACUUCCUGCUCUCCUCCUCCGGCUGCCCGGCGCCGGCCUUCUACGCCGUGGUGAUCGCGUCGGACUACUCCCAGUGCCGGGACGGGGUGCGCGCCGUGACCACGGGCGUGCCCAUGAAGCCGCCGCUGUUCGCCACCAUGAAGAACGUCAACUACCUCCCCAACGUGCUGUCCAUCAUGGACGCCGAGGAGCGCGGCGCGUUCGCGUCCGUGUGGGUGGACGAGCAAGGCUACGUGGCCGAGGGACCCAUGGUGAACGUCGCCUUCGUGACCCCUGGCAACGAACUGGUCCUCCCGGCGUUUGAUAAGAUCCUCAGCGGGUGCACGGCCAAGAGGCUGCUCGCGCUCGCGCCCAGGCUCGUGGAGCAAGGGCUGCUCAAGGGCGUCAGCACGGCGAACGUCACCGCCGAGGAAGCCAAGCGCUCCGUGGAGAUGGCCUUCGUCGGCAGCGGCCUGCCCGUGCUGCCCAUCGUCGAAUGGGACGGCCAGCCCAUCGGCGACGGGAAGGUGGGGAAGCUGAUGCUCGCGCUGUCGGAUCUGCUCUGGGAGGACAUGAAGUCUGGGCCGGACAGGGUCGCGGUUCCUUACAAGUAAAGGCCCAAGAGCUUUAGCAGAGAUCGACCGGGUGUGCUGCGCAUGGGUUACGUGAUGUGCGAAGAUAAGUGUGUGAGCUCCCUACUGUAGGAGUGUUUGUCACCUGUCAAAUGGCUCAACUCGAGUGAUCAAGUCUUGUAUAAUUUUGCUUGUGUGUGUGUGAUGGAUCUGGGCCAUUCAGCAAAUGAAUAAUACGCUUUUGGGUCUUUCUCUGAAGGCGGUUUGAGUUUCA
Brachypodium distachyon (stiff brome) is the source of this 1422-nucleotide messenger RNA. RefSeq names its product D-amino-acid transaminase, chloroplastic. The record is from RefSeq and is a predicted model, not a curated record. The coding region runs from base 204 to 1190 and encodes 328 amino acids. NCBI's taxonomy places the organism in Eukaryota, Viridiplantae, Streptophyta, Magnoliopsida, Poales, Poaceae. The transcript has 5 exons. Gene Ontology annotation, biological process: folic acid biosynthetic process. Gene Ontology annotation, molecular function: 4-amino-4-deoxychorismate lyase activity; pyridoxal phosphate binding.